Messenger RNA from Lactuca saligna, 1503 nucleotides. Lineage: Eukaryota; Viridiplantae; Streptophyta; Magnoliopsida; Asterales; Asteraceae. The record is from the annotation of a GenBank genome assembly.
CUUUUAUUAUGAACCCUAUUUGAAAAUUGAUGUACUAAAGAAUGGUUAAUCUUAGUAAACCGGAUCACCCAAUUUUGGUAUUCGCAUAUGAUCCAAGAUAUGGAUGAACCGAAGAAAACGAAUACUUAGAAUUUAUCGCUUUUUUUCAAAUUAUUUAAUCCGGUGGACGAGAGGUCGUCGUCACGUCCAACGACACACACUAACGGUUACCAGUACCAUCAAUGGCUAUAUAUGUCGCAACGGAGUUAUGGCGGAAAAGCUUAUGCAUGCGGUUCAGUGCGAUUCUUAUGGAGGAGGUGCUGCUGGUCUUAAGCAUGUUGAAGUUCCUAUUCCUAAGGCAAGUAAAGGUGAACUUCUGUUAAAACUGGAGGCAACUAGCCUAAAUCCAGUCGAUUGGAAGAUACAAAAAGGCAUGUUACGCCCCCUUUUACCACUCAAAUUCCCUUGGAUACCAGCUACUGAUGUAGCAGGAGAAGUAUUAGACGUUGGACCUGGAGUAAAAAACUUCAAAAUUGGUGAUAAAGUUGUCUCCAUGCUCAACACUUUUAAAGGUGGAGGACUGUCGGAAUAUGCAGUGAGUAGCGAAAAACUGACAGUUUCUAGACCGCCGGAGGUAUCGGCGGCAGAAGGUGCCGGGCUACCUGUCGCCGGACUAACCGCCCUCCAAGCCCUCACCUAUCACGGCGGUAUCACCCUCGACAAAACCAUCCCCAGCCCCGCCACCAACAUCCUCAUCACCGCCGCGUCAGGCGGCGUAGGCCAAUACGCCGUCCAGCUCGCAAAGUUAGGAAACGUCCACGUCACCGCCACAUGUGGGGCCCGCAACAUAGACCUUGUGAAAUCCCUAGGUGCUGAUGAGGUUCUCGACUACAAAACCCCAGAAGGGGCGAUACUCAAAAGCCCUUCGGAUAAGAAAUAUGACGUGGUGAUCCACUGUGCCACACCUAUUCCAUGGUCUACUUUUGAGCCCAAUCUUGGCCCAAAAGGGAAGGUGAUAGACAUAACACCUGGCAUGAGUGCAAUUUGGACUUCUUUUGUGAAGAAAGUGACGUGUUCAAAAAAACAGUUGGUGCCGAUUCUUUUGUAUCCCAAGGCAAAGAACUUGGAGUACUUGGUUGGGUUGGUGAAGGAAGGGAAGGUUAAAACGGUCAUUGACUCAAAACACCCUUUGAAAAAGGCUGAAGAGGCUUGGGCUAAAAGCAUCGAUGGACAUGCUACUGGUAAAAUUAUCGUUGAGCCAUAAGAGAUAUCAUAUCAUAUGAUUUGUAUAUUGUUAAAUGAUGGUAACUUUUGAUUUGAUUAUCGUGUUCAUAUCUAGAGUAAAUAUGGACUUAUAUUCGAUGAGUAAGCUGUAAGCCAUCUAUCUCAUUAUAGGUAAAUGAUGAAUCAUGGAUUAACUUUGUUGGUAACUGAUUUUACAUUUGGUUUAUAUUUGUAGGUGGUUUUACAUGUGAGAUACCACUCAUUUGUUGGUUCUAUAUUAUAAUAAAUAAAAAAAAAAAU